GCUAACAUCAACUUUUUUAGUGCAUUGAUGUCUUUGGGAUUAUUUCAUUUAAAAAAGAAAAAUGUACCCCGCGUUCUCUCAGCCAUUGGACCUUAAUAAAACAUUAAUUCCGCUGUCCCCAAAUCCAUAAUUAUUCCUCCUGCUUUCCUUUUCUUUUCUCUUCUCAAAUUCCCCUCCCUAAUCUUCCUUCUUUUUGGCCUGUUGCUUUUCUGAAACCCGCGCGCCUUGAAUCCCAGAGAAGAUGGUCCGAGCCAUUGGCAAUGCCAAAGAUGAGCAAUCAUCAGGUAAAAAGCAUUCCCAAUUCUUGAUUCUUUUCUGCUUUCUUUAGGGGUGCAUGUAUCUUGAUUGAUUUGGAAUCUAAGCCUCUGGUGUCGUUUGAUUCUUGACUCAGACAUGGAGCUGAUGAAGGAGAGGUUCGCAAAGCUGCUUCUUGGUGAGGAUAUGUCAGGCAGUGGAAAGGGCGUUUCAUCCGCUUUGGCUCUGUCAAAUGCAAUCACAAAUACAGCAGGUAUAUUUAAAUUAUGUGUAUACAUACGCUUCGUGCAUCAUAUCGGGCUUAGGGUUUUCAGAUGAAUGUAAAAAAAGGCAAUCUCAUAAAGAGGAUUGACAUUUUUUGUGUGAAAUAAACAUAAUUUGCAGCUUCUGUGUUUGGAGAAAUAAAGAAACUGGAACCAAUGGCAGCAGAGAGGAAAGCAAGGUGGAGAAAAGAAAUCAAUUGGCUUUUAUCUGUUACAGAUCACAUUGUUGAAUUUGUUCCUUCCAAUCAAACAGCAAAAGACGGAACAAACAUGGAGGUAUUAUUGAUCACUAAUCAUAUACUAUUAUACAAAUUAUAGCAUAAACUAAACUCUAAUUGCAUAGCUAACAUGAAAAAAACAUCCUUUUUGACAGAUAAUGGUGACUCGGCAGAGAACGGAUCUCCAAAUGAACAUUCCAGCGCUCCGCAAGCUAGACGCGAUGCUCAUUGUAUGAUACAGUACAUUGCUGCACUAGUCAGUAGUUUUUUUAAAAGAUCUUAUGUGUAUAAUGAAUUACUGAUACAAACAUGGGGAACCAACAGGAUUGUUUGGAUACCUUCAAGGAUCAAAAUCAGUUCUACUACACUGAUGCAUCAACAGAUGAGGAUGUUGGUGAACAGAAAGGCAAGAAUAGCAGGAAAGAUGAUAAAUGGUGGCUCCCAACUCCUAAGGUCCCUCCAAAUGGUCUGUCCGAUUUUGAAAGGAAAUGGUUACAGUCUCAAAAGGAAUCUGUAAACCAGAUUCUCAAAGCUGCGAUGACCAUAAAUGCUCAAGUUCUUGCAGAAAUGGAGAUCCCAGAGAGUUAUAUAGAUUCUCUACCAAAGGUAAGUAAUUCUUCACUUACUUAUUUGGCUGAAAAUCUGAAAUGAAUGUUACGAAUUGAUUUUUCUUUCAUCCAAGAAAAAUUCACCAGAUAUAACUCCAAUAAUCCAUUGCUAAACAGGUCUUUAGCAAUAAGGAUUAAAGAACUCCAAAAGCAUUUGCUCAUUUCCUAAAUCAUGACUUUCGAAAAAAGCUUACGAAAACUUUGUGAUUUGGAUGCUAGAAUGGGAGAGCAACCCUUGGGGACUCGAUAUACAAGAGCAUCACGGAUGAAUAUUUUGAUCCAGAUUAUUUCCUGACAACAAUGGGAUUGACUUCGGAGCAUAAAAUCCUAGAGCUGAAAAACAAGAUCGAAGCCUCAGUGGUGAUAUGGAGACGGAAGAUGAACUCCAAAACAGAGAAAUCAACGUGGAGCUCAGCUGUAAGUAUGGAAAAGAGAGAGUUGAUUGAAGAAAGAGCAGAGACAAUAUUGCUCAUUCUCAAGCACCGCUACCCGGGAAUACCUCAAUCUUCACUAGACAUCAGCAAAAUCCAAUGUAACAGAGUAAGACUUCUAUACCACUAGACUAAAAUGUUCUUUUCUUAAUAUUAACUUGUAAGGCAAUCUCCAAGUGUGUAGCCAUAAGGUUAACCUUUUGGAUCAAACUAAGCCCAAAUGGCUGUUUUGUUCCUAUAGGACAUUGGCCUACUCUUCUUAUAAGGUUGACUUUUUUAGAAUGGAAAUUCAUGUCUUAGUACUAUGUCAAUAUGCUAAAUAUGAUGAUGUUCUAGGAUGUUGGGCACGCAGUGCUGGAAAGCUAUUCAAGAAUAAUUGAGAGCUUGGCUUACACAGUAUUGUCAAGAAUAGAAGAUGUUAUACAAGCAGAUAGUGCCGCACAAAGUAAUUGUGUCAAAGAAACAAAGAAGCAUGAUGCUCUAAAAGAAGGUGUGUAUGCUAAAGAACAGGUGCCUACAUCAAUGGCAUUGUGGGAAUUCAUGGGUUGGGCACCAUUGGAUCAAGGAGUGGUUAAUGAAAAUAAGGGUGGCUUCAUGAAAUUCAAGGACACAAAGCUCCUAAGUAAACAAUCUAGCAUAUUACCCAUCAAGAGAACUUCCUACCUGGAGAGCAUAGCUGGUACCAGAAGUCCAACAGCACGCCACUAAGUAUUUUUGUGUGGAUUAACAAGAGUUCUCGUGUUCAUCAAGACUGUUAACGCUUGAUCUGAGAUGUAAAUAUUGAGAUGAAUACUAGCUCCACAUAAUCUGACUGAGAAAACCAUACAUAUUACAGUAUGUUAAAGAACAUGUCUCUCAUCAACUAAAUAUACUUGUGUAUGAUCUCAGAUUACUCCUACCACCUGGGUUACUCAGUUACUCCCAAAAGAACUCAAGUCAUACAACAUUAUUAGUAUUCCAUAGAGGAAGCAUUGCUUUGAAUUAGAGGUGGACAUAGGUCGGGCUACCAGCCCAGGACCAAAGGCCCGAUCAUUUUUUAAGCGGGCUUGGAUAAAAAAUUAAGGCCUGAAUAUCGAAUUAUCGAUCCAGCCGUGGACGAAAAGAAAAAUCUGUUAAUAAAUGAUCCGGACUUUGCACAACCCUUCCAAGCCCGAACCCGGCCCAAAUCUAUUGACUUCAAUGAUAUAUGUAGUACAAUAUUAUACAUGCAUGUGAAAUAAGUAUAUUACAAGGUUUAUCAAUUAUUUUAGUCGAAUACUACGCAAGUACUACUUUUUUCAUUACACUUUUUUACAUUAGCUUAUAAAUUUUUCUUUUUUUA
Cuscuta campestris is the source of this 3096-nucleotide messenger RNA. The record is from the annotation of a GenBank genome assembly. NCBI's taxonomy places the organism in Eukaryota, Viridiplantae, Streptophyta, Magnoliopsida, Solanales, Convolvulaceae.